AUGAAAUUCGAUUGCAAGGUCCCCGUAACCGCCAGCAAAGAAGCUGUUUGGUCAGUGAUUUCGGACAUUGAUCAUGCCGUCGACACAAUCCAAGCCAUCACCAAAGUGGAGGUUCUAGAACGGCCAACCUCCAAAGACAGUUUGGUGGGUCUCAAAUGGAAAGAAACUCGCGUCAUGUUUGGCAGUGAGGCCACCGAGACCAUGUGGGUGACGGAAUCGGUCGCAAACGAAUACUACCAAACACGAGCCGAAUCUUGUGGUGCCAUCUAUACGUCCCGCAUGUACAUUGAACCAGCAGCAGAAGGAGAAGACCAUGAGUGUUUUGUGGGCAUGUCAUUCGAAGGAGAAUGUCAAUCCUUUUGUUCCAAAGUCAUGAUGAUCGCCAUGGGAUGGAUGAUGGUAGGAGCAACAAAAAAGGCAGUCAUGCAAGACUUGCAAGAUAUCAAGGCAGCCGCCGAAAAAGGAAAUGGCAAAAGCACGGAAGGCCACAACAACAGCAAACCAGAUGCUACCGAAACAAGUGAGCAAGACAAGCAAGACUAA
Molecule: messenger RNA, 543 nt
Organism: Seminavis robusta
Lineage: Eukaryota; Bacillariophyta; Bacillariophyceae; Naviculales; Naviculaceae
Source: the annotation of a GenBank genome assembly